Messenger RNA from Phytophthora nicotianae INRA-310, 1716 nucleotides. RefSeq lists its product as hypothetical. Lineage: Eukaryota; Oomycota; Peronosporomycetes; Peronosporales; Peronosporaceae. Bases 82 to 1593 code for a protein of 503 amino acids. The transcript has a single exon. The record is from RefSeq and is a predicted model, not a curated record.
AAAAUAGUUUUGACCAAUCAAGAUAGGUCAUCUUCGGCCAAUGAUGCACAUCUAUUUUCUGAAGCGGCUUUAACAUUGAGCAUGCGCCCUGUACCUCCUGCUCGAUCUCGACGCGCUGCUCCGCUCCAGCAAGAUAAUGCCGAUGCACCUUGUGCAGUACAGGCGCUGCAUGUUCUAAUCCCGCUCAAACCGCAACAAACGCCGACUGCUAUGCCUCCCAGAUUGACUCAAGCAGUCAAAGAUGAAUUUGCUAUCUGCUACCUGCAGCAGAUUGGCGCCAACUCCACUCCGGAGAACAUUGCCAUGGUGUUGCAACACUUGCCAGUGGAGAAAUGUGCAGUAUCAGCCGCCUGGAAAUCACGCGGAUCAUUGGCCGACGUCUUGGCAAUUGACUUGAACCCGAAGUCGCUGACUCAAGUUGGUGAAUCUCAAGUCAAGCUAGAAGAGAGAUCUGCUACCCAGCCAAGCAGGACGGAUGGAACCCCAAUACCACUAUUAUCGCCGAGACGACAGCUUCAUGGUCAGCACUCUUUUCAAAUCGGCACGGUUUGCUUCACUUUUGACGAUAUGAAGCGUAAGUUUUUGCUGCCGUUCAAGUUGGCCACGGUACCACCUGAACUCGACGUAUUACAGCUUUUUGGAACUCAUUUAGAGACUGACACAAACUUGGUAGAUAUGCUGUCGCCCAACCAAGUUAAACAACUUGGCGCUGCGCCUGACUCACCGACAGCUCGAAGCGCUAUCGCCAAAUGGGAGGCACAGCGACAGCUCAAAUCUGUAGACGAACGCAGUGUACCGCCAAACGCCAGCGCAGAAACAGUGUCUGAAAUGCACAUCGAGUUCUACCUUACCUUGCCAUUGGCUUUAUUAGGGCUGCCCGAGAGCGACGAAGGCACACGAACUGUACUAUACGAGACGCUACUAAGCCCCGCCAUGAUUGAACUUGUUCAGAGCACUGUGCAGUACCUCUUCCUCACGGUGAUUCACCCGCAGUCUACAAGGGAGAAGAGGCACACCAGUACCGAGAAAGACGAUCUCUUUGUAGCCAUCGCGCAGCGUUUCACUCUGCUUAGAACCAAGAUGGAGCGCAAGCAGCGAUCCUCGCCUCGACAGCUCGCAAUACUCGUGCCUCUUUUGCUACUUGCCCUACGUGUGGAUAUAGAGACAUUUGUUCGUCUACAGUAUCCGAUAAGCUUCUCCUGUGCCGCUGAAGAGAUGACUCAACUACUACAAGCUAUCGACACUCGGAUCACGCAGUUAUUAGACGCCGAUGCCAACUGGAGUCGUCUAGCUGUGCUGGAGACUACGCACGAGGCCAGCCAAGCCCGUGCAUCGUCUUCCUUUCAACGCGCACGCCGACAUCGACGCCUCCGCGACCAAUUUUACCAGACUAGCGCAGUGCUGCAUGGCCUUUUCCCAGAUCCUUCCUCAGGCAAGUCCCGCCGUCUCAUGGCUCUACGUGGGGGUGCCAGGAUAAGCCACUACCCAGACCCUGUUCGUACAGCCAAGCAGGAAGAAUCUCGUCUAUCAGACGUCCCUGUAGCUUCCAAACUCUCUCUCCUCCAAAGUCUUCGACGCUCCCAACAAACCUAGUUAAACACUGUACGAAAUCAUAGCAAAUGGAAAGAUCGUAUUUUUCUCAAAAGCUCAGAAAAUGAAGUUAAAAUGCUACCAGCGUCAAUUGGAGAGGCCUUUUGAUCCAAUCUGACAGGCCUC